CAAUCCAUGACUACAUCCCGCUCUCCCUCCUGAUGUCUUCCAUCAUCGAUACUAAGCAGUUCCAGCGUUUGCGGGAGAUCAAACAGCUGGGAACGUCGUACCUCGUAUGGCCGGGGGCCUCGCAUAACCGGUUCGAGCACUGUCUCGGUGUGGGGCAUCUGGCCAGAUGCAUGGUCGAGCAUCUGCGCAAAUCCCAGCCCGAGCUGCGAAUCACCGACAGGGACGUAAACAUGGUGCAGAUCGCCGGACUGUGCCAUGAUCUAGGGCACGGUCCGUGGUCGCAUGUGUGGGAUGGGCAGUUCAUCCCUGCGGUCGCGCCAGAGAAGAAGUGGCAGCACGAGGACGCGUCAAAGAUGAUGUUCCGGGCACUUGUGCAGAAAAAUCCCGUGCAGAUCUCCUCGGAGGCCGACAUUCAGUUUGUCAUGGCGCUGAUUGACGGCGACCCGAGUCUCUGCAGUCCUGACGAGAAGCGGUUCUUAUUUGAUAUCGUAGCUAACAAGCGCAAUGGGCUGGAUGUCGACAAGUUCGAUUACAUCGCUCGAGACUCGUACAUGAUCGGCGAAGCCUGCACAAUCUCAUUUCAACGGCACGUAAUUCUGCCUGUUUUGUGUCACGCCUUUCUGAUUCCUCGUAGUCUUAUCAAUAGCGCGCGGGUUAUCAACGACGAGAUAUGCUACGACAUCAAGGACAUCAAUCAGCUCUACGAGAUCUUCUACACGCGCUUCAAGCUGCACAAGACGAUCUACAAUCACAAGACAGCGAGUUCGAUCGAGUGCAUGAUUGUCGAUGCGUUGAAGCUCGCUGAGCCGUACAUGAAGAUCGCAGAACGGAUCGAGAAUCCGGACAAAUUCCUGUACUUGACGGACCACAUUAUGUCGCGAAUAGAGUCAGACGACGAUCCGGUACUGGGUGCCGCGCGGGACUUAUUCGCCCGCAUCAAGCAGCGGGAUCUGUACAAGUUUGUGGACCAGCGUGUCAUCGAGUGGGAGCACCGGCACAUCUUCAAAGAAGCGGUGACGCCAGCACGGAUUGUUGAAGAAGCGCGCAAGAUCGCGGAGGCGGCGGGCAACACCGACCAUCUGCACCUGUUGACCGAGGAGACGGUGAUAGUCAGGCAUUCGACGAUGCACUACGGGAUGAAGGACAGAAACCCGCUCGACUUUGUUCGGUUCUAUUCGAAACGCGUUCCAAACAUCUCGGCUCACGCACAGAAGCAUGACUACUCGAUGCUCAUGCCGAGGAUCUUUGCGGAGGUCUAUAUGACGAUAUUCACACGGGUUCCCCAGUUGAUGGCUGUCGUGCAAGCUGGCUACCGCGAGCUCCUACUCGAACUGCCGCAGGACACGCCGCCGGUGACGCCGAAAGUCAAAGCGAAGAGCCUGUCUCCGCACAGCUCGUUCAACACUAUCCCCAUGCAGUUUGUGCCGAGCACACCCAGCCGCGACCGCACCCUGAAGCGGCCGCGUGACGAAGAUGGAGAUGAGGAGGAGAGAGCGCUCAAGCGCAAGGCACAGGCCAAAUAGAUCUUAGACAGCAUUCGGAUCCUACUGAUACCCA
Messenger RNA from Mycena citricolor, 1557 nucleotides. Lineage: Eukaryota; Fungi; Basidiomycota; Agaricomycetes; Agaricales; Mycenaceae. The record is from the annotation of a GenBank genome assembly.